This is a messenger RNA of Lotus japonicus, 1642 nucleotides long. Its product is annotated as exopolygalacturonase-like. The record is from RefSeq and is a predicted model, not a curated record. NCBI's taxonomy places the organism in Eukaryota, Viridiplantae, Streptophyta, Magnoliopsida, Fabales, Fabaceae. Gene Ontology annotation, biological process: carbohydrate metabolic process. The transcript is spliced from 5 exons. Gene Ontology annotation, molecular function: polygalacturonase activity. Bases 105 to 1373 code for a protein of 422 amino acids.
CAUCAUUUUCCCCCACUUUAUUCUCCUAGCCUCCCCAGGAGGCACCUAUGUUCAAAACACUUUGGUAGUGAAAAAAUUGAUAUUACAUUUAAGAAGUUGCAAUAAUGGCCAUUGCAAAGACAGUAACUAUUCUUAUUUUGAGCUUUGCAUUGGCCAAUUUUGCGGCUGCACUUCCAAGAGCAAGGCCAGUUCAAGGUCCUGAUAUCUUCAAGCGCAGACAUGCAAACAAGGAUGUGCUUCUUCCUGGGGAGAAAAUCUAUAACGUCAUGAGUUUUGGAGCCAAACCUGAUGGUGUCUUUGACUCUACUCAGGCUUUCAUGACAGCAUGGCAAACUGUGUGCCAUUCACCUGCGCCAGGCAGAAUAUUGGUUCCUGCUGGGAGAUUCUUGGUUUCUUCAAUGUUUUUUCAAGGGCCAUGCCUUUCUCCACAUCCAGUAACACUGCAAGUUGAAGGCACUGUUUUGGCUAGUGCCGAUCUUUCUGAGUUUGAAAACGGUGACUGGCUCAUGUUCCAGCAUAUCAAUGGCCUCAAAAUCUUUGGUGGGGGUACUUUUGAUGGACAGGGUCAGAGCUCAUGGCAAAUCACUGAGAAUUGUGAAGCAAACAAUGAUGACUCAUGCAUCAGAAACCCCAGCAGUCUUUUCUUCAUGGAUUGCAGCAAUGUCAUGGUACAGAACAUUAAAUCACUGAAUCCCAAAGGGUUUCACAUGUUCGUUACUAAAUGUACAAAUGUCAGAUUACGCAAACUUAAGCUUAUUGCACCUGAGACCAGCCCCAACACUGAUGGCAUUCAUAUCAGCAGCUCCAUCAAUGUGAUUAUAGCCAGAAACACCAUUCAAACUGGAGAUGAUUGUAUCUCUAUGAUUCAGGGAUCUGAAAAUGUUUUCAUCAACAGGCUUAAGUGUGGCCCUGGGCAUGGUAUCAGUAUUGGUAGCCUUGGAAAGUAUGCGGAGGAGCGAGAGGUGAAAGGCAUUCGUAUCAAGAACAGCGCGUUGAUUGGCACAACAAAUGGGCUCAGAAUCAAAUCAUGGCCAGACAAAUAUGGAGGUGCAGCAUCAGAGAUCAGCUUCAGUAACAUUACCAUGGAAAAUGUUAAAAAUCCCAUCAUCAUUGACCAGGAGUACCAAUGCUCUCCAAACUGCCAGAAGAAGCCAUCAUUGGUGAGGAUUAGGGAUAUUCACUUUGCAAAUGUUAAGGGAACUACAACUUCACCAAUUGCAGUGGACUUCAGAUGCAGUAAGCUGUACCCAUGCAUGGGAAUUACACUCAGAGACAUUGACCUGAAGCUUGGAACUGCUCCUACAACCGCUAGAUGUUCCAAUAUUAAGCCUGUCUAUGGCUUAGGGGUGGUGAAUCCACCACCUUGCAUAUAAGUGCUUGUGCUUAUGCUAGGAGCGUCACAACAGAUUAUACAUGUUAUAAGAUGUGUGACUUUUAUAAUGGAAAGGGGGAAAAUACUUAUUUUUUGAAGAGUGGUUUUGAAUCCCUUAUUGACAAAUUGAACUAAAAUCGGCUAAAAUGCUUAAGUUCCCUCUACCUAUUUGGGAUUGGCACUGUGAUAGAUGAAAUUUCUUCUCUUUCCAGGCUGGUUUCCAAACUCCAAAUGCUUCCAAUUUGAAUAAAGUGUGCUUAAUUUGUUUCA